CUUCCUCACACUUUGCUGAGAACGGCUGGAGGCGCGUCCAAGCAUGACUUAGUGACGAAGCUUUGUAUCGACUUUCACUUCCUCCACUUUCGGCCUCUUGGGCGUUGGCUCCCGAGGUUGAUCUUCGAGAUCUUCUCGUCCGACCGGUGUUGGGAGACGAUCUUCCAUUUUCCGGUGGUCUUCGGCAUGGUUUCUCGGGCUGAUUCUCUCCUGGUUAGAUUUAGGCUGCUGCUCAUUGUUCUUGCCAGUGUCUCCUCCCUUGCAGCUCGCGUUCAAGUCGAGAUCACACUGACCCGCGCAGGGGCCGUGGAGCUUCGAUCGCCAUCCUCGAGAGUAGAGUCUCUUGUACAGCUAGCGCGCGAGCAGAAGCUCGAAAUCAAAAGGCCGGGGAGAACUAUUAACCUGAGCGGCCGGAAUCCCGUGUACAAGCUGCUCCAUCUCCUGCUGGAGCUUGAGAACUUCCGAUCUCAUGCUCCUUACCUGAUAGAAAAACAAGCUCUCAAGUCAAGCUGA
Molecule: messenger RNA, 513 nt
Organism: Selaginella moellendorffii
Lineage: Eukaryota; Viridiplantae; Streptophyta; Lycopodiopsida; Selaginellales; Selaginellaceae
Exons: 3
Coding region: 187-513 (108 amino acids)
Source: RefSeq, a predicted model, not a curated record